This is a messenger RNA of Drosophila albomicans, 4188 nucleotides long. RefSeq names its product homeobox protein caupolican. Gene Ontology annotation, molecular function: DNA-binding transcription factor activity, RNA polymerase II-specific; RNA polymerase II cis-regulatory region sequence-specific DNA binding. The coding region runs from base 1017 to 3149 and encodes 710 amino acids. The transcript is spliced from 5 exons. Gene Ontology annotation, cellular component: nucleus. The record is from RefSeq and is a predicted model, not a curated record. Gene Ontology annotation, biological process: neuron differentiation; regulation of transcription by RNA polymerase II; cell development. NCBI's taxonomy places the organism in Eukaryota, Metazoa, Arthropoda, Insecta, Diptera, Drosophilidae.
AAUAGGCAUAGGCGCACAUCUCAGCUCUGUAGCUGUAGCUCUGCCCGUCGACCGUCGAAUAUUUGUGAGCUCGAAGCGUCGUCACUUUUGAGAGGCCACUGACAGGUUGUGGAACUCGUUUGCGUCGCUGCCGUCGAGAUCGGUGCAACCACAAAAACAAACAACAAGAACGCAGAGUUUUGUGCAAAUGACAAAGAAAUUGUUGAUAAAAAAGAGUGUUUAAGCUACAUCAAAACUAAGUAAAGAAAUUACAAACAAAACAACAAAUCUACGAAAUGACAAACAAACAUGAGGAGAAACACAUGUGACUAGUGACUAAGUGACUAAGUAGCACGACCCUUUGGCCCCGCUAGUGUCAAGUGACGAGCCAAAAGUGACCCGGUUCCGUCGUUGGACCCGUGUCAGUGUCAGUGCUCUCCUCCCCCCUGCGUCCCCUUCACGUAAUCGAAUUACGUAUUUGGUAACUAGUGUCCAGCAUCCAGCAGAGGACAUCUGUUUGCUCGCAAACAUUGGUGUGCGAUUUGUCGGCCAAAGUCAAUAAAAAAGGCGAGUAAACAAACAAACGCGAAACGACAAGUAAAAGAAUAAAGCGCAAAGUCACACGGCAAAAAAAAGCAAAAGCAAAACAAACAAAAACAUUUUCCGGCUCCGGCGACAUUAACAGAACUGCUCGACAUCGACAAUUUGUUUUAUCAAUUUUCAACAAGGUCAACAACAACUACAACAACAAUAGCACAGCAGCCAAACAAACCAACAACAAACAACAAAAGCGCCCAGAGUGCUUAGCCGCGCUUCGCGUCGAGCACGCACGCCAACCACCAACAACAACAACAGUAACAACAAUAAAGCAGAGCAGAGCAGAGAAAAGCGAGCAUCUCUUCGAAUUGGAAUCCACCUUCAACUCCACCCACUCCAGGGCCGCCACAGCAUCCUUGGAGGGCGCGGGCGCCCCACGGUGAGCAGCACUCACACUUUCCGUUCCCAUUCACGUUCACGUUCCUGUGACAAGCGCGACAAUGGCUGCAUAUGCGCAGUUUGGAUACGGUUACCCGUCGGCAAAUCAGUUGCUUGGCGGCGCGGCAGCCACAACGGGCGGCGACAGCCAGAGCGGACAUGGAGGCGGCUCGGUGCCGUCGCCUUUGUCGGGCACCAACGAGGCAUCACUGAGUCCCUCAGCGGGUUCGACAACCACCGGCAUCACCGGCCCCGUUAGUCCAGGUGCAAUUUCGCAGUCCUCGAAUCAUGCGGGCGCUGUCGCAGUCCUUGCUGGCGGCACUGGAGCCGCCUCGGCUGCUUCGGUCAGCGAUGCCGAUGUCGUGGGCAAUGGCAGCGAGGUACAGAGCGGCGCCAUAGAUGUGGCAGAUGCGUCAGCCGCAGGAGUUGGUGGCGGUGUGGCGGCUCUUGAGGCGCAUGUGCGUGUGGCCAACAAUAUGUCCUGCUGCGAGAACGGACGUCCCAUCAUCACGGAUCCCGUCUCCGGGCACACGGUUUGCUCCUGCCAAUACGAUUCGGCUCGUCUCACACUCGGUGGCUACUCUCGCAUGGCGUUGCCCGCAGCUGGCGUUGGCGUCGGCGUCUAUGGCGGACCUUAUCCCUCGAAUGAACAGAAUCCAUAUCCGAGCAUCGGUGUUGACAACUCGGCCUUCUACUCGCCACUGAAUAAUCCCUAUGGCAUGAAGGAUGCCAGCUCUGGCUCCGAGAUGAAUGCCUGGACCUCAGCCGGUCUGCAGUCCACAAGCGGCUACUAUUCCUACGAUCCCACACUAGCGGCCUAUGGUUACGGACCCAACUAUGAUCUUGCCUCACGUCGCAAGAAUGCGACACGCGAAUCAACAGCAACGUUGAAGGCGUGGCUCAGCGAGCACAAGAAGAAUCCCUAUCCGACAAAGGGCGAGAAAAUUAUGUUGGCCAUCAUCACUAAGAUGACAUUGACCCAGGUGUCCACGUGGUUUGCAAAUGCCCGACGCCGACUGAAAAAAGAGAACAAAAUGACGUGGGAGCCCAAAAAUAAGACAGAAGACGAUGAUGAUGGAAUGCUGUCGGAUGAUGAGAAGGAAAAGGAAUCCAGCGAUGGCUCCAAGCUGCCCUCAGCCAGCGACACAUUUGAUCCCGGCCAUCAACGUAUCAAGUCCGAGCUGACCAACAACAAGUCCGACAAGGAGUUGGAUAUGGAGGAGAAACUCGAACUUGAACGCGGAGGCGAACCGCAGAAUCUGCUGGCCAUACGCGGUCUGCCGCCCUACGGCGCGCCCAGCUUCAGUCCGCAUCCCUCGCACGCCUACAAUCCCUACGCCCAUGCCCACGCCCACGCUCAUGCCCAGCACCAGCAGCAGCAGCAACAACAGCAGCAGGCGGAGCAGCAAUCGUCUGGCAUUUAUUACAAUGCUGGUGGCUAUGGACAGACGCCUGGCGGAGGAGGCGGAGCACAGGAGGCCAGUGAUUAUAGUGCCCUUCAAAAAAACCAGCUGAGCAGAGACUGUGGCAUACCGGUGCCGGCGAGCAAGCCCAAAAUCUGGAGUGUGGCCGACACAGUCGCCUGCAAGACACCGCCACCUACGGCAUAUCUCGGCCAGAACUUUUACCCGCCAGCGGGUCAGCAGCAGCAGCAGCAACAACAACAGCAGCAGUUGCCAGCCGACUCACCGAGCUCCCAGCUGCAUACGGAGCAGCAGCAGCAGCAUCAUCCACAUCCAAUGGGGAACAACAGCAACAACAACAUGACUAUGACGGGGCAGCAAGUCGAGCUCGGUUCGCCGCUGAGUAUGAUGAGCAGCUACGCCGCCGCAUCGCCAUAUUCGCGGAUACCUACGGUGUACACCGAGGCCAUGGGCAUGCAUAUAGGAUCGGGAUCGGGGCCCAAGACAUCUAUGCACCAUCGCGACCACUUGCAUACGAGUUCGAGCCAAGCGCCGCCUUACCAUCAGCAGACCAACAGUCGGGUGGUGGGGUUUACCGAGAUCCAGCCCGAUACGCCGCCCCAGACGCCGCCAAACAUGAAGCUGAUCAGUCACAUCAACAGCAGCAGCAGCAGCAGCGGGAGCAGCUCUACAGCGCAUUCCGGAACGGUGCCGGUAACAUCCAUGGGUUCAAUGCUUUACAAUAACAACAUCUAUGGGAAUUAUCUGAGUAGCGGACGCUCCAAUUCGUAAGCGGGGAAAGAGGUGGAAGAAAUGGCGUUACCAAAUACCAAAAUUGACUAAACAGGCCCAAGGGGGAUAAGUGCAAAAUACAAAAUUGUUGCAGGCAUCAGAACGAGAGAGCGAGAGAGAGAUGCCAACGAUAACGAUAGCGAUAACGAUAACAGUAACCACACUAAUUAUUUUGCAAUAAAUGUAGCUUAAGUACGGCAAUAAAACUUUAUUUCCUACCAUAUCGUAAAUUAUUUCACUUUAUAACUUUAAUUAGCAUAUUUACACUCUUCAAUUUAAGCUGAAACUUUCAGACAGACAGCGAGACGGGGCGGGGAUGUGGGGGAAUGACUAAACGUCGCUCCAGACACACGACAACAGUUUGUCAUGCAGCGGGAUUUGAGUCAUUAUCUUCUGCUCGAGUUUAAUGACUUGAACACAACACUAACAUAAUGCCUGAAAAGAAGAAGUCACGAGUGUCGAGAGCACACUUCUUGUUCUUCUUCAAUUCAUUCAUAGCAAGUGCGAGUUCACGAGUACUCAAAUUUGUCUAAACUAUCAUGUGUCCCCAUUAAAACUUUGUAGAUAAUCAAGUUCAAUACUAUGUAAAUUACACAAUUAUAGAAAUAUACUAAUAAAAAAAAGAAUUAUAGAUAGUGUCUUGUGUAUGCUUUUGUAAUCCUAUAUGAUAGCCAGUUUUUCUGUGAUAUAUCCAUGUACUUGCAUGUGCAUGUUAGUGAUGCACAGACUUAACGAUAACACUACAUUAACUUAUAACUUUAAACGUACACUUAAGAUUAGCCCAUAUCACAUAUUGCCCCCAUUCAUAUUCAUAUUGCAUUCAAAAAUACCCUGUACUGCGCCAGCAAGGGUAUACUCGCAUACGUAAGUACUCGUAUGUUAUGCUCUAUGUGUAUCUAUGUACUCUAGUUGAAUAAUAUGAACCUAUUAACCGAUUCCUAGCUAGUUUCUAUAUACUUUAUCAUUUACUUUUCCUGUAAUAUGUACGAAUAUUAAAUACACUUAAAUAAUUAAUUACAAAUUUAUUAAAUAAAAUACA